AUGGAUGAUAAUUGGCUUGAUGGUAGAAGUGAUGAUAGUGACAAUGCUCAUGUUGAAGAAAGUGGUUCAGAAACGGAAAAUAUUGAUAGUGAAACAACAGAAAAUGAAGAAGAAAUCGAUUUAGAAAAGCUUAAUUUAGAAGAAAGUGAUCCAGAUGAAAAUUACACGCAAGGCUGUUCAUACAGUUCAAGAUCUGAUAUGGUGUUGUCUUCUACUCCAUCUUAUUCGUCGACAACAAAACAUCAUGCUAAUGUAAAUUUAACAUCUGGACUUACUGAAUUGACCGCACAUGUGGCUUCUGUUGAAGAUGCAUUUCUCUGCUUUAUAUCGGAAGAAAUGUUAAAGAAAAUUUUACUUUAUUCGAAUACUGCAGGAAUCUCAAACAGAACUCUCGAUGACAGUUUUGAAGAAAUAUCAAUGGUUGAAUUAAAGGGUUUUAUUGGUCUUUUACUAAUAUCUGGUUUACUCGGAAAAUCAAGAAAAAAAUUAAGAAUAAGUUUAGUGGCUCAUCUUCUUGAUGUUCGUUUACAAACUUCAAAGUUCUUGCACAAAGAUGUUCAAAGUGCAUUAGCUGUUAUGGGUUAUCCUAAGGUGGAGAAAACAUCACAAGAAUUAAAUGAAACCUCCACGGACUUAAAAACAAAAUGA
Messenger RNA from Rotaria sordida, 648 nucleotides. Lineage: Eukaryota; Metazoa; Rotifera; Eurotatoria; Philodinida; Philodinidae. The record is from the annotation of a GenBank genome assembly.